Molecule: messenger RNA, 1479 nt
Organism: Abrus precatorius (Indian licorice)
Lineage: Eukaryota; Viridiplantae; Streptophyta; Magnoliopsida; Fabales; Fabaceae
Product: beta-glucosidase 46-like
Exons: 12
Coding region: 226-1479 (417 amino acids)
Biological process (GO): carbohydrate metabolic process
Molecular function (GO): beta-glucosidase activity
Source: RefSeq, a predicted model, not a curated record
GCAUGUCCCCUUUCAAAAUGUUUGGACCAAUCUCCGCUACCCUCCAACUUCCUCUUUGGAACUUCUUCUUCUUCUUACCAGUAUGAAGGUGCUUACUUGAGUGAUGGGAAAGGACUAAACAUCUGGGAUGUCUUCUCUCACAAAUCACCUGGUAGAAUAGCUGAUGGAAGUAAUGGAGAUAUUGCGGUUGACCAAUAUCAUCGCUAUCUGGAGGAUAUAGACCUAAUGGAAGCCCUCAAAGUCAAUAGCUACAGGUUCUCAAUUUCAUGGGCAAGAAUUCUACCGAAAGGAAGAUUUGGAGAAGUCAAUUCAGCUGGCAUCAGCUACUACAACCGCCUAAUAGAUGCUUUGUUACUCAAAGGAAUUCAACCAUUUGUAACUCUCAAUCACUUUGACAUACCUCAAGAACUUGAAGACAGAUAUGGAGGUUGGCUAAGUUCCAGGUCAAAGGAAGAUUUUGGAUAUUUUGCAGAGCUGUGUUUUAAAUCAUUUGGUGAUAGGGUGAAGCACUGGGUAACCUUCAACGAGCCAAAUUUGCUAGCUACAUACGGUUACCGCACAGGACUAGGUCCACCAUGUCGUUGCUCUAACACAUUUGGAAAUUGUAGUGAAGGAGAUUCAGAGAAGGAGCCAUUUGUUGUGGCCCACAAUAUAAUCCUAUCACAUGCGGCUGCGGUUGAUAUUUAUAGAACCAAAUACCAGACCAAGCAAGAUGGUAGAAUUGGCAUUGUUGUGAAUGCUUACUGGUAUGAGCCCAUCAGCAAUUCCAUGGCAGACAAAUUGGCCUCAGAAAGAGCACGAUCAUUCACCUUCAACUGGUUCUUGGAUCCAAUCAUAUUCGGUAAAUACCCUACAGAUAUGCAGAACAUUCUAGGAAAUAUAUUGCCCGAAUUUUCCAUCAAUGACAAAGUGAAACUAAAAAGAGGAUUGGAUUUCAUUGGUAUCAAUCACUAUGCUAGCUACUAUGUCCAAGACUGCAUCUCCUCUAUAUGUGAAUCAGGACCUGGAAUCACUAGAACAGAAGGCUCAUACCUACAAAGUGCUACAAAAGAUGGAGUUCCAAUAGGGCCACCUACUUCACUUGAUUGGCAAUAUGUUUACCCACAAGGCAUGGAGAAAACUGUCACCUAUCUGAAAGAAAGAUACAAUAACACCCCAAUGUUCAUAACUGAAAACGGGUAUGCCGAGUUGGACAACCCAAAUUACACUGAAGAGCAAUACCUUAAUGAUUUCAACAGAAAAAAUUACAUGGCGGGUCAUUUAGAAGCCCUACUGGAAGCAAUAAGGAAAGGAGCUGAUGUUAGGGGGUACUUUGUCUGGUCCUUGCUAGACAACUUUGAGUGGAUUCGUGGAUAUACAGUAAGAUUUGGACUUCACCAUGUUGAUUAUGCCACACUGAAGAGAAUACCAAGAUUAUCGGCCAGUUGGUACAAGGAAUUCAUUGCAAAGCAUAAAAUAGAAACCUUCUCCCAGGAAUGA